ACCCUGACCUCCGCCACGCCAUCUAUCCGUCCUCCAUGAAACUAGGCGUCCGCUACCACCUGCGUUCCCUCUGCGCCACGCCCCUCUGCACCGACUCCCUCGUGCUGUACCUGGCCGGCCCUACGCUCAACGACGGCACGCUCCUGCUGUGGGACCAAGACAGGAACGGACUGCUACGAGGCGGGGAGGUGUACACCCCAAGGGAACUGUUGCGUGACCUGGAGAACUGCGCCGCCAGACAGGUCACGCUGCUCGUCGACACGUCCUAUGCGGGUGAGGGCGUGAAGGCGUUUGCGCACUCCAAGAAGCACAGGAAUGUCCAGGUUUACGCCGCGGGGGGGUCCGAUGACUACUCCUGGGGCACGGAGUUCACUAGACACUGGACUCUACUACUCCCACACGCACUCCUGCACUCGCCAGGUUCAUGA
Penaeus monodon (black tiger shrimp) is the source of this 428-nucleotide messenger RNA. RefSeq lists its product as uncharacterized. NCBI's taxonomy places the organism in Eukaryota, Metazoa, Arthropoda, Malacostraca, Decapoda, Penaeidae. The record is from RefSeq and is a predicted model, not a curated record. The annotation marks the transcript as partial. The transcript is spliced from 3 exons.